This is a messenger RNA of Saccostrea cuccullata (small rock oyster), 805 nucleotides long. RefSeq lists its product as uncharacterized. The transcript has 6 exons. Lineage: Eukaryota; Metazoa; Mollusca; Bivalvia; Ostreida; Ostreidae. The record is from RefSeq and is a predicted model, not a curated record. Bases 69 to 752 code for a protein of 227 amino acids.
UCGACAGUUGUAGUAUUGUUGCAUUGAAAACCUCCAGCUAUAAACAAAACACGAGGAACAGAUUCAGUAUGCGGCUUCUUAUUUUGAUUCUUAUUCUUGCUAUAUAUAUUGCAGAUGGAAAUAAGACCUGUAAAGGUGACUGGCAACUUGUAUUUCAUGCUGUAAGUGGAAAUGGUGAAAGCAUUUUAGAAACGUGGAAAACAAAAAAUGCCAGAUGCGAUAUGUUUAGUAAAGAUUGCUCUUGUUCGACUGCCAAUGGAUGCCUUCCCCAAAAUCUACGAUUCGAAACCCUUGGUGUUGUUCCAAGAAGAAUCUUACGAAGUCCUUUAAUAGAUUACUGGGACUGUCUCAAUGUUCUUCAGGUCAAAUUUGAGUUGAGUACUCGGGGAAGAACUGUAGCAUUUAUUGAGUUUGAUGGACGUGGAUCCAACUACAUUAAUUGGUUUCAUAAUAGCAGAAUACUACAGACUAGCUGGACGGACAUGAAGAAGAGUGGAUCUUACAACUUCUUUUCAAUUGACAAAGAAACACGGUACAGUCGAAAAUUUUUCAUCAAUCAAAGGUACGGUGGAUGCCAUGUUGAUAGCGGUUGGUUCGUUGUGACUGAUGUUAAGGGAAACAAACCUUGUGAUUGGGAAAAACAAAAGCCGUAUCCCCAGUUUUUAUAUAGCAAUAAUGGGAAGAUCACCAAAUGGAAUGAUAGAAAGUUUGGUAAAGCAGAUUCUCUUAACAUUUACAUUCGGAGAGGAUGAAAUUAAAAUAAGAAUCACACAAAACUGUAUUAGUUCGAUGCAAUAAAGUUAAC